This is a messenger RNA of Bombina bombina (fire-bellied toad), 1398 nucleotides long. Its product is annotated as histone H1A-like. Gene Ontology annotation, biological process: nucleosome assembly. Gene Ontology annotation, cellular component: nucleosome. The transcript has a single exon. The coding region runs from base 7 to 663 and encodes 218 amino acids. Gene Ontology annotation, molecular function: DNA binding; structural constituent of chromatin. The record is from RefSeq and is a predicted model, not a curated record. Lineage: Eukaryota; Metazoa; Chordata; Amphibia; Anura; Bombinatoridae.
AUUGUGAUGGCAGAGACCGCACCAGCUGCACCUCCUGCUGAAAGCGCCGCUCCUGCCAAGAAGCAGCAGAAGAAGAAGGCGGCUGUAUCUGGGGGAGCCAAGAAAAGCCGCCCAGUAAAGUCCGGUCCCAGCGUGUCCGAGCUGAUUUUCAAUGCUGUAUCCGCUUCUAAAGAGCGCAGCGGGGUCUCCCUGGCAGCUCUCAAGAAGGCUCUGGCUGCGGGAGGUUACGAUGUGGAGAAGAACAACAGCCGCCUCAAGGUGGCGCUCAAAGCCUUGGUGAGUAAGGAGCGGCUCGUCCAGCUGAAAGGCAGCGGCGCCUCCGGCUCGUUCAAGCUGAACAAGAAGCAGCUGCAGAGCCAGGAGAAAGCGGCCAAGAAAAAGGCGCCAGCAGCAAAGGCCAAACCCAAGAAAGCAGCAAAGCCAAAGGGGACGGCGGCCAAGUCCCCCAAGAAGGCUCCAUCUGUGCCAAAGAAAAGCCCCAAAAAGGUCAAGAAACCUGCGGGCAAAGCCAAGGCCGCUCCUGCAAAAAGCCCGAAGAAGCCUAAAGCCGCCAAGCCCAAGAAGGUAGCAAAAAGCCCCGCUAAGAAAACUGCCAAGAGUCCGGCUAAAAGGGCCGCUAAACCCAAAGUGACCAAAGCCAAGAAGGCGGCUGCUAAAAAGUGAUCCAUCUCACUGCUUGCUCCUCACACCCAAAGGUUCUUUUAAGAGCCAGCAAUUCGUUCAAACAGAGCUGUGAUCUUUCCAUUCACUGUAAUGUAAUCAAAGUGAAUUUACUAAUUAUUUUAAACAAUCAGCAAUGAAAAUUAGCAUCAGUUUAUUAACUAAUAGCAUCCAAACACUUUUCUAUUACACAACAGAAAAUAUUCUAUUCAGUGACAAAUACAUUGUGUCUCUCACACAUAGGUAUUAUAUGUCCUACUCUGCUGCUCCCCGGUCUGUAAAGCACAGAACUAUGUAAUUGGUUAGUGAUAAUUAUGUAACAAUAUUGUAUGUGAUCUCUGACAUCCUUAGGGUAAAUACGUUCUGUAGUUAAAAGUGCAUAUGCUGUAAACAUAAAUCUAUCUCCAUGUAUUUUAUAUAAAACAAAUGCUCAUAUACGUAAUGUUAUGGUUUCAUCUCUAGUAGUUUUAGUGUCUAAUUGUUUUUCUUGGAUAAGAUCUGAUAUAGUUUACGUUUAUGAAUAUAAAUUUACUUCUAGACUGCAAACAAUACAGUUUAGGUAUCUAUACAAUAAGAACAGAUAAAGAGGCUAGAGGAGACCACAGCAAGAAGACAAUGUGAGCUUCUGUGCAUUGUGUUAUGGGAUGGCGCCUUCUAUAACAUAAUUCUGGGUCACAUUCAGUAAUGAGUUUCCUAUCUGCUCUCAUUGAUACCAAAUAAACCGUUUAUGUUAUUCUA